AUGGAUAGAUCAGAUCAAGAUAAGACGGCAGAACGCCCGUCCGACAAGUCAACCUCCUUCGGAGAGACACCUCACGAUCGGGACGAGUCGAUGCUUGAUGCCGAAGGAAUCAAUCCAAGUACUCGGGUUGCCUCCCUGCCGCCGCAGACCCCUCGACCACAACCUGCCCAACGGCCUCUACCACCGCUUACUGGUCUUCCAGCGGAUGGCGGAGAAGAUGUUGAGAUGACAGCACCGCCAUCGCCACGGCCUCGUCCUGCGACCACUGUCCCUCAGCUCAGUCGCUCCACCGAAACGUACGAUGACAAUGACGAGAGCGACAGACCUGAACAACAAGCAACAACGUCUUCUGGUGCCACCAGGAGAACGCCUAUCUUCCCACCCGGCAGAAUCGACGGCCUCGACUUCGAGCGUGCACGCCGUCACCUCAGACGCGCCGUCGAGCUCGACAGCCAUGGGCAAUACAACCAAGCACUCGAAUCGUACCACAGGGCCCUCACCCUAUGCAGACCAGCCCUCAACUCAAUCACCAUGUCCUCCGGAUCAAGGCGAGCCCUCGAACGAACACUAGCACCCCACCACGAGCGCGUGAUCGAUCUGGAGGAUGCGCAGGUCUACGACGAGACGGAGCCGGAGAAGUUCAUGGUGGAUCCCAGCCGCGUGACUCCGUUGUCGCGUCGCACGAAUCUUGAUCCGAGGUUUGAGUUGCCUGGCGUUCCGGCGUCGAUGAAUCGGCCGGAGUUGAUUGGGGAGGGUCCGGAGGUUGAGGCGGAGGAUGGCGUUGAUCAGUAUUUGCUGGAUUUGCAGAAGAUGUAUGGGCGGGAUGGACGCUCGCGGCCGAGGUCUCGUGCUGGGAGUGUGCCGAUGGUGAGGGAGUCUAGUUCGGUGAAGAGGGAGUCUACCCCAAUGAAGAGAGAGUCCACGCCGAUGAAGAGAGAAUCCACCCCAUUGGUAAGAGAGUCCACACCUAUCCCGAGAGCUGGACGUCGGGACAGCGGUUCUACUCCACAAAGUGCUCAGAGUGCACCGGCAAGAAUGGAUCCCAGCAGGGAAGCGACCCCUAGCCCAUAUGAUGAGACAGAAUCGAUUCGGGAAAGAGCCGGCACUCCUCUACCUGGCGACGUAGAGAAUUUCGAGAACCGUCAUCCAAAGCGUGGCUUGGCCACCUACGGUUCUAUCCAUGGAACGCAGUCAAGAAUGCGGCAGUACAAACGGCCAAAGAUUAUGCACGAUGCGGAAGGAGUGCUGGGCACGUUGGCCAGCAAGGCAUUCGACAAGCGCAUGGCUGAACGGGUUCAAAAGGAAGCCAACGGCUCCCACUGGAUGCAAGACCUGUACUGGGACCAUCGCAGCACACUGCACGGCGGACUGGCCAAGGACAAGUACAGAGACUUGCGGGAUAUUCGAGAAAGCCUUCCAUAUCGGGAGGGAUACCUCAUUGACCAGGACGAGGAAGAAGACAAUGAAGUCGUGCCAGGUUGGCGAAAGCACCGUAGUUCUGCGCCGCCUCGGUCGACUGAUGUCAAGGCGUGUGCUAAAUGCGGCGCGACCAGCAAGCCAGAGGGCGGCCCAGUCUAUCCCUGUGUGGUGUGUUGGGGACCAUUCUAUUGUUCGAUGAGAUGUCAGGACGCCCACUCCGAUGUGCAUGAACCGCAUUGCAUGCCGAAUUGGCGCAGCUUCGAUAGAGAAGCGCAGGACGAGGACCAGCCUUGCGCGCAAUCGACUCGAGGACUCGCGGGCCGCCUUGCCUCGCUAUGCGAUCGACCUGUCGAGCUCGACAUACACAAGAUUGCUCAAGAUGCGGCUCGAACGGAUGGUAAGCCAUUGGGAGACAGGACAGACCUCAGGCGCGCCUUUAUAUCAGGCGACAUUGACAUGGAUGAGCACAUGGACAAGGCGAUCCAGCGCGGUGAAGCUGAACGCGACAGUUCACCCCAGGGGAACGAUAACUUAUCAUCGCCGGUAUCAGAUACGGCCGGCAUUUCAUCACCCAAAACGCCUAACACCCCUGAAGAUGUUGAUGUCAGGGGCGUUGGCGGUGCUUUCGAUAUCCAGCAUGCAGCCGACAACCUACUGUCAAUGCACUCAAACCCAGCAUCAGGACGAGGAGUGGCUGCGCUACGACCAGCAAAGAAGCUACCAAAACUCAUACUCAAACCACCAAAGCCCCCGACGAGGAACGAGCGAGAGCUACAGACUCCUGACUUCGAAGAAUACGAUGAUAAGUAUGACGAGGAUGCCGAUCACGAAUCUCUCAGCAGCAACGACGACAACGACGAUGUCGACAUGUUUUGGGAGGAACCUCCUCCACACCACUCCGAACGGCAGGCACAGGAAGAGAUGUACCCGAAGCGAAUCACUGAUUUCAGGAUCGAGAUGAACGGCGGCAGGACGUUGGAGUAUCUAGUCUCGGACGCGAGAAGGGACAAGGAGUGGUGCAAGGCCGGCACACUGUUAGGCUCGAGUUGCACCGACGCAAUCUCCGAACACCGCACCUUCCUCGAACAACCUAACCCGGACCGCGUCGACAACAUGCUCCUCACGCCCUUCAAGCUCUGGAUCAAACGCGCGUUCCUCAGUCAACAUCGGUAUAUCCUCUUUGAUAUUCAAGGGUUUGAGCAGCAGGAACAAGGGGAGAUCCAGCGGGAGGUUGCGCAGGCGUUGGGUGAGGAGUGGCAGGGGGCGAUUGAGGAGUAUUGGAGGCGGUGUGAGGUUGCGUUGGAUUGGUGGAAGAGGAUGGAGAGGGUGAGGAGGGAGGGGAGGCGGAGGGGGAGGGUGCGGGGGAGGGUGGAGGAUGUUGGUUUGGGGUUGGAGAAUGUGUUUAAGGGGGGAUGA
This is a messenger RNA of Zasmidium cellare ATCC 36951, 2835 nucleotides long. RefSeq lists its product as uncharacterized. The record is from RefSeq and is a predicted model, not a curated record. The transcript is spliced from 2 exons. NCBI's taxonomy places the organism in Eukaryota, Fungi, Ascomycota, Dothideomycetes, Mycosphaerellales, Mycosphaerellaceae. The coding region runs from base 1 to 2835 and encodes 944 amino acids.